This is a messenger RNA of Hermetia illucens (black soldier fly), 2699 nucleotides long. RefSeq lists its product as uncharacterized. The transcript has 5 exons. The coding region runs from base 580 to 1686 and encodes 368 amino acids. Lineage: Eukaryota; Metazoa; Arthropoda; Insecta; Diptera; Stratiomyidae. The record is from RefSeq and is a predicted model, not a curated record.
UGCGAAUGGAUUUUAGUUCUUUGCAGACGCUCGUGCGGUGAGGGUUCGUGGCUUGGGUAUCGUUCGUUCGUUUGCGAUUUCAGAAGGAAGGUGUCCAAAAAUCAAAGGCUGCAAGGGCCGAACUGGUGCAAGGACAUCGAGUGCGUGAUUUUGCAAGAAGAUGACAGUAACGGAGCUCUGACUUCCGUGAGUUCGUGUCGCAAAUCCAUCCCAUCAGUGGGAAGUGCGUAAGAAUCGUCCAGCGAUCGCAGCUUGUCGCCGCGGUUCCGUAUUCGCCGCCUACCACCCACCGUAGUGCUCCCCACUAGUCCGUCCGCUCGUACUUGACCUUCGUGCUCGAUUGAAAACGCCCAUCGACGACACCCGAGAAAACGCAUCGCGAAUUGUCGCCGCGGUGCUGUGCGUAUCGUUUCACACGUGAUAGCUAGCGUGCGGCGAGGGAGGUCCCGUGCGGUUCAGGCGUUGGGAGCGUGUUUACAUAUUCGCGUGCUUGGAGUCGUUGCGUGAUCGCGGCUGUAUUGCAAAUUGCACGUGCCUAGUGCGUUCCGCCCCGAUCGCAGUGCGUGCAGGCGAGUCGCGAUGCGCUCCCGACCCCGCUCGUCCUGGUGGGCCUUGGCGCUUAUCCUUGCCGCCCUUGGAUUACAUGCAGAUGCGGCCACGACCGCGGGCAGCGGCCUCUUCGGCAAGGUCAAGCCGACCUAUACGCGAGUCCUGCAGUGCCGCGAGGGAUGCUUAGAAAAGUUCGCCAUUAAGGAGUCGAUAUGUCAGCAACGGCCUGAAUGUUCGAUGAGUGGAUUUCCACCCUAUAAAUAUAAUUCCCUUCCUGAUGCGCUACACCUAUUGUGUUGGGAUGAAUGUGCCAAACCACCACCUCCCAAGAUCAACAAAUCCAUCUUGGAGACGUGGGCCCUUCGGACUGUGUCAAUGCUUCAACAAGGUGCAUUAGUACUUGUCGAUGUUGCAUGGGCACCAUUGAAUAUGCCUAAUCAAUGCCUGGUUACGUGGGAAGUAUCGGGUGGUGGUCUCAUGGGAAAUCUUCUGACAGAGUCAUCCAGUGUCCAGCUAUCGCUUUGGCCGGAUACCAAAUACAGAGUGCAAGUCACAUGCAAGAAUAAGAAAACUGGUGCAAUGAGUCGCUCCCUUCCGCUCACUAUUGAUACUAUGGAAGCCAAUCCUAUAGCAACAAAGGAGACUGAAGUAUCUUCUUCAACUACUCCUUCUGUACAAACCAUCGGCACGACCACCACUCCUCAAGAUCCUACAACUAUAAUUUCAGAUGACGAGUUGAAAUACAAGGAGUUCCAUGAAUUCUACGAUCACCUGGCAGCCAAAUGGAAUCCGUCAAACAGUGGUGAUGUCACCGUUAGCAAGGUAGUUCCCGCAAGCCAAUCAGAUUAUAGUACUCUUCCAAUAGCCACCCUGUCCGAAUUGCAACAACCUCUUCUCGCUUGCGCAAUCGGCGGGGUGAUAGUUCUAGCAGUGGUCCUGUCAUUUUACGUGUGGCUAUGGACUGCCCAUAGCACUCCUAGCGAUAAGAAGCACCUUUUCGAAGAAGACAAUAGUUCAGUAAUAUGUCCGUCAAUUGGGGAGACAAAUCAUUUUGGCAGUGGUGUAGCAACUGACAGCGACACCGCGGCCCUAGAUCCUACCAACUACUCAAGAACUGUCCAUGUUCUGACAGUGUAAAAUGUAAAGACUACUAUGCCACUCUGUAACCAAUAAUAAUUAUAAUAAUCAACUACUAUUAAAUUUAACUGACAAAGCAGAAGCGAUGAUUGUGUUGGCAGGAAAUAUGACCUACAAAUACACGAAACAAAAAUACGAGUGAAGCUUAGAUUCUUAGGCAAACAAAUUCAAAAUGUCUUCUAAGGCAAUGUGUGAUCGUGCGAGUGAGAUAUGUAUAAAUAAAAUUGAAAUAGACUAACUAAGCGUUUAUCUAAGGGUUAAGCCGAGGCGAAAGAAGUGAAUCUCAAUUAUCCGUUUCAAGGACUGCUUCUGAUGACGGUUUUCUUUCCAUUUGUUUGGCAUCAUAUUUCUAGGUUAUGAGUUAAGCCGUUUUUAUAUUUUCAAGCAUUCAAACUUUGUUUUCAUCCAUAUUCAGUUAACCUAUGUAUAGGCUCGCGUGUGAGUGCGUUUACUUUGAUCGAGUGAAAGGAUUUGCUUCAAUGUAUGUCUGCAAUUAUCCCCGCAUGGGACUUGACUCAAUGAUCUUGUAUAAUAUUACGAUAUUUGAACUACAAUACAAAUUAAGAUACCUUGUAAACUUGGAGUGAUGGAAAAUCCUCAAGUAAAAUAAACACUUUCAAAUGCAGGAAAUGCCAUUCAGACAAAAGGCAGGAUGCAGUCGAAUCAGAAGGUUGAACUAUUCCUUUGUAGAUAGCUAACUUAUUAGGAACUAAGCAGAAAGAAAGCAACUAAGAACAUAUAAUUAUAGAAACUAAAGCAAAAAAAGUAUAUAUUCUCUAAGGGUAAACUUUCAAAUGAAUCAAAAACAAAAUAUCUAAAAAUGCUUCUAUUAAAUAUAAGACAAAUGGGUAAUGUGUAAAAGACAAGGCAAAAACCAGAAAACAUCAAUUUGUUGUAAGAAAUUCAUUGAGAAUGGAAACUAUUAUAAAUGAAAAAUUGAAAUUAUGUAAAUUUCAACUAGUCCAAAUCGGGUUAAAUAAACUGAAAAGGAAAAUGCUAAAUAGAAAUUUAAA